GUGUUCUGUUUCCCAAGAACCUUCAUUCCAAACUGCGUUCUCAUCCGCUUCUGGAGAUAAGCCUCUUGUUGGAGAGGCAACUGAGGCGGAUGCUAUUGAGGUCAAUACAUGUGAAGUUACAUCCCCAGUAUCCAAAGUCUCUCCCCCAUGGACACACCUAACCUUGUAGAAGACAGUUUGUCUGGGUUGGAGAAGAGUCUAUGCCACAGGAACCUCCUUCGUCAUCUAUUAUUGAUCCCAUGCUACAAGCCGGAGAGGACACUAUUGGUGGGUCGGAAGAUGCGAAAGCGGAGGAAGUCGUAACAAAAAAGAAAACGGCGAAAUUAAAAAAGGUCUACCUAUUCAUGUCGUCUUAUUUUAGCCUAGUACAUAUAUAGGGGCUACCGCAUUUUUACCUAUAUUAGGCUGGGCGUGGCGUGAAGCCAACAAACGUAGGGCAACCAGACGGCUUCCAACGCUACAGCAAACGGCUGCGUAAUAGUCCCGACAGAUACACGCCCACAUAAGCACCUCGUAAAGACCCCGUAAGCAAGAAGACUACCGAAGGCCCCCGUAAGCAAGAAGCCCUCAAAAGACCUCGUCGUGCAAUGAAGGAGAAGGAGGCGGUAUCCGCUGUGAAGUCAACUAUUCCGAUAACGGAAACAACUAGAUUUGUUGGGGGUUUUACACCAUUGCUCCCACCAACUCCUACUAGACGCGCUGCAUUCCUGCGGGCAAUUCAAAAUGCUAAGAAUCUCCCCGCUACUGAAGCUGAUGCCUUCCAAAUGGACACUUUGAUGACUGUUUUCGAGUGCAGUAGGGUGGUUUCUCAGGAGGCGAUUGACCGUGUGGUUGCUUACAUCCGCAAGCGCAGGGAAGGGCUUCCAUCGUGUAGAUUUGACUUUCUCGACUCUGCAUUCUUUUCUGAGCUCCUUCGUAACUUCCCCGACUUUAAUGCAUGUCCAUCUAAGGAUUCAUUCUCGUUUUCCCCAUCUUUGAGGGAACAGUUUAUCCACCGUCCGCAAUGGUUUACGCAUGUUGAUAUCCUCUACAUUCCGGUGGUAGUAGGAGACGGCCAUUGGGUUGGCAUUAUUGUUGAUUUGAAUAUGUGGUCGAUGUAUGUUGUCGAAGGUAACUCCGCUUGUCCAUCUGUGUUUGCUCUCACUUCUGUCAUAACACCAAUCUCCAUUAUGCUACCGCACCUAAUCGGCUGUUACUGUAUGACUGACAAUGCGCAACAACUCCAUUACGCGCCCCUGACUAUGUCUCGGUUGGAGAUUCCUUGUCUUGUGGAGCAUCCAGGUUGUUCGUCGGUGGUGGCCCUUAUGUUUUUAGAAUUGCAUGCUAUAGGCAAAGAAUUGAAUAGUGUGUACUUCAAUGAAGAACAUGUGCGGACUGCUGCAGAGAAUUACGCCAUUGAAACACUGCAAAUGUGUCAGCCCGGAUCAGUUCCUCCUGCUGAGUAUCUUGCCAUGUCUGCUUUAUGUGUCUGUUGUCACAUUUUCUUUCUCGUUUUAGCUACAUAAGUCUUAUUACUUAACGGCCUUGUUAUGUAUCUUUAUUCGACUCCACUUAUCCACUCUUGUUUCAGUUUCGGUGGUAGCUUGUUUGACUGGAAAACUAUUUCAUUAACUAAGUAACUAUUCUAUCUCUUGUUA
Molecule: messenger RNA, 1637 nt
Organism: Brassica napus (rape)
Lineage: Eukaryota; Viridiplantae; Streptophyta; Magnoliopsida; Brassicales; Brassicaceae
Exons: 7
Coding region: 588-1505 (305 amino acids)
Biological process (GO): proteolysis
Molecular function (GO): cysteine-type peptidase activity
Source: RefSeq, a predicted model, not a curated record